Amaranthus tricolor (Joseph's coat) is the source of this 1174-nucleotide messenger RNA. RefSeq lists its product as uncharacterized. The transcript has 6 exons. Bases 147 to 977 code for a protein of 276 amino acids. The record is from RefSeq and is a predicted model, not a curated record. Gene Ontology annotation, molecular function: ER lumen protein retrieval receptor activity. Gene Ontology annotation, biological process: protein retention in ER lumen. Lineage: Eukaryota; Viridiplantae; Streptophyta; Magnoliopsida; Caryophyllales; Amaranthaceae. Gene Ontology annotation, cellular component: membrane.
UAAUUGUUUAAAGGGCCCACAAAAUGGGCAAUUUGUGAACCUUACAUUGAUUUUCGAGAGUAUAAGUACUAUUAACUUAUUAAGUCAUAGAAGACAUACAUUGCCAUUAAUUUGAUCUUCAAAUAAGAAAGAAAUAGAAAUAGAAAAUGGGAGAGAAGAAGGAAAGUGGAGAAGCAGUGAAAAGAAUAUCAAGAUGGGUAAGAAGCAGAUCCGUCAGAGAAUUAAUAUCCAUGGGUCUCAUUUCUGGUAUCUUCUUACUUUUUCUCCUCAGGCUUUUCUGGAAAAAUCAGACAUACCUUUUUAUGGCUACUCAGAUUGCUCAUUCUUCUGCUCUUCUCCUCUUAAUUUAUAAGCUCACCAUUACCAAAACUUGUUCUGGUCUAUCAUUGAAAACUCAAGAGCUUACAGCAAUAUUUAUAUUGAUUAGAAUGUUAGUUUCUUUUGGAUUCUUACGCGAUAUGCAUGUCUUACUCGAUUCUCUAACUCUUGGAGCUACUCUUUGGGUCAUCUAUAUGAUACGUUUUAAGCUAAAGAACACCUACAUGAAGGAGCAUGACAACUUGCCUUUGUACUAUGUGUUGGUUCCUUGCGCCAUCGUUUCAAUAAUCGGUCAUCCUGGAUUCAAUGCUGGCAUUAUCUUGGGGUUUUGUUUUGUGUUUUACAUCACAAUUGAAGCCGUUUCGGUUCUUCCCCAGCUCCAUCUAAUACAGAAUGCUAAGAUUGUUGAACCUUUCACCGCACACUAUGUAUUUGCUUUGGGUGUUGCAAGAUUUUUCUCAUUUGCAAAUUGGAUGAAUUUGCUUAUCGACAGUGGUGGAUCGCUGCUGACCCAAAUAGGACAGGGUCAUCUUUAUAUAGCUGUAGCUCUUCUUGCAGAACUUGUUCAAACUUUCAUCCUCGCGGACUUCUGUUACUACUAUGUUAAGAGUGUAAUUGCAGGACAAAAUAUGAUGAGGCUACCCCCAAAUGUGGUCUGAAGUUGGGACUUUGUUUAGUUGGGGCAGCUACAGCAAUAAACAAUUUGAAACUUACCAUCUUGUUCAUGUAAAUUACUGUUACCUCAGCAUAGCCUUUAAUCUUUUUAUUGUUUUUUUUAUUAUGUACGUACAACUUUAUUACUCGUCCACCUUCUUCCUUAAUAAAUUUUAGUGUCCCUAAGUCCUUCUUCUGCCUA